CCCAAAAAAUUAUCAAAAUUUUCCCGGAAUCCAAACACCAAACUCUCUAGGGGUUCAGAAUCGCCGAAAUGGCAGUGCUCAAUUGGAAGCACCACACUCUCAUUCAAGCUCUAAUGUCACGCGGGCCACUCACGGAAGACGAAUUAUUCAACAUCUUCGCUGACGUCACCGGCAAAAACCCGAGAGGUAACAAUAGAGAAUUCAAUGAUUAUUUACUGAAGAUAAACAAGGAAUUGUCGUGUGUUCAAAUGGAGAUGAGGUGUUGUAGAAACCAAAAUGAUGGUGGAGUGUGUUACGGACUUGUCAAUACUGUUCCUGAUGAGCAAUCGAAGCUCGGAACGAAGUAUUCUGUCCCACAGAUUGCUUUAUUUAAAGGCGUUAUAGAAGCGAUAGUGCAGUAUGUCACUGCCCAAGGAAGCAUAUCCAACAUUGAUGCUCUCAAUAUACGACUAGAGAAUCAGGUCCAGAACGGGACAGGGUCAGAAUAUCAGGAAGGUCCAUCUCAGAUCCCUCCUGCUUUAAGGAACUUCUCCAUGUCCCAAAAGGAAAAAACACUUGAUGAACUUGUUCGAGACAACUGGCUUUGCCACACACCAGAUGGUGCCAUUGGACUUGGUGCUAGAUCCUACCUUGAUUUGCGAAGUUGGUUCAAUAGUUCUGGUAUACCUUCAUGUGAGGUGUGCAAUGAAGCUGGAGUAAAGGGAAAAGUGUGUCAAAAUGAAGGAUGUACAGCUCGAAUUCAUCAUCACUGCCUGGAGAAGAAAAUUUCGCAUAGCAGGGGUGAAAUAGUCUGUCCAAGCUGUGGCAUUCAAUGGCAUCGCGGAGUGGCCAAAACUGAGGUCAUAGAGGAAGAGCGUGACCUAAAUGGGCAUAUUCAAAGCCAGCUGCCAGCAGGAUCCAAAAGGAAGAGGCUGAGAGCCGACACAAAUAUCCCAGCAGCAGCUUUUGGAUGUGUUUCCUCUCAGGGUUCCCAGUCCGGUUCUAGUAGAAGGAUUACCCGGGCUUCCGCCCGAUUAAGUUAAAAUUUGUCGAUAUCUAUCCUGAUCAGAAGAUCAACUGAAAAAUAGCUGUAUAUUUUGCAAAAGGAAUUGCAUUUCUUUCUUGGCUAUUCUUUCAUGGAACAAUGGCUGUUAAUAUUAAUUUAACUUUUAUUGUACAACUCGAUUUUUAAGAAUUGGAAUGUAAGAUUCCAAG
Populus euphratica (Euphrates poplar) is the source of this 1194-nucleotide messenger RNA. Its product is annotated as embryo defective 1379. Gene Ontology annotation, biological process: double-strand break repair via homologous recombination. Gene Ontology annotation, molecular function: ubiquitin-protein transferase activity. The record is from RefSeq and is a predicted model, not a curated record. The transcript is spliced from 8 exons. Lineage: Eukaryota; Viridiplantae; Streptophyta; Magnoliopsida; Malpighiales; Salicaceae. Gene Ontology annotation, cellular component: nucleus; Smc5-Smc6 complex. Bases 69 to 1022 code for a protein of 317 amino acids.